AUGCAUUUUGUAACAAUAUUUUAUCUCUGCCUAGCUGGAAAUUUGUAUACCCAGCUAGAGUUAGCUGAGGGAUAUAAAAUACUAGCUGUGUAUGCCUAUCCAGGCAAAUCUCAUUUUAUGAUGCACAAUGCAUUGAUAAGGGAACUCGUCGAAAGUGGCCAUCAGGUGACUAUGAUAACGGCCUUUUCUCUGGAAAAAGAGCAGCUUGGCAGCAACUACACGGAAAUUUUGAUAGAACCGGUCUAUGAUUAUUGGCAAGACGUUAAGAUGAACUUUAAAGCCCACCACUUGUUUGAGUUGACUCGCUUGAACCACUAUGAUUUCCUAAAAAUGCUGGAGAUUAUUGGGGUAAAGACAACGGAACAUGCUCUACGACAGCCCAAGGUUCAGGCUCUCAUUAAUGCAAAGGAAAAGCAUGGGGUCUUUGAUCUUCUCCUCGCUGAACAGUUCUAUCAGGAGGCCUUCUUGGCCCUGGCUCAUGUCUACAAAAUACCGGUGGUCACAACGAGUACAUUGAUGUAUGAGAGCCACAUGAGCCAGAUGAUGGGUCUGAUUACCCCUUGGUCUUUUGUGCCUCACAGCUUUAUGCCCUUCACCGAUCGCAUGACUUUCCUGGAAAGGGUUAAGAAUUCAUACGUUUCGUUCUACCAAGACAUGGAUAGGUUGCUCAACUAUUUCCCAAAAAUGGACGCCGUGGUCAGGGAGUUUUUUGGGCCCGUUUUGGCUGAGGUGCCAAAGGUCAAGCAAAUGGAACGGGAAAUCUCAGUGAUGUUGCUCAACAGUCACGCCCCGCUGACCACGUCACGUCCCACGGUGGAUGCCAUGGUGCCGGUGGGCGGCAUGCACAUCUAUCCCCCAAAAGCUCUGCCGGCUGACAUGCAGGAGUUUUUAGAUGGGGCCACCGAGGGGGCUAUCUUCUUCAGCCUGGGCAGCAAUGUCCAGAGCAAGGAUAUGCCCGUGGAGAUGCUGCGCCUGUUCCUGCAGGUAUUCGGUUCCCUCAAACAGCGGGUGCUGUGGAAAUUCGAGGACGAGAGCAUUCGCCAGUUGCCGGAAAAUGUGAUGGUGCGGAAGUGGCUGCCCCAGGCGGAUAUUCUCGCCCAUCGCAACGUGAAGGUUUUCAUCACCCACGGCGGACUGUUUGGAACCCAGGAGGGAGUUCACUAUGCUGUUCCAAUGCUGGGCAUACCCAUCUACUGUGAUCAGCACCUGAAUAUAAACAAAGCGGUUUUGGGUGGCUACGCCAUCAGCCUGCACUUUCAGUCGAUUACCGAGGAGAUCCUCCGAGAAUCCCUGCUCCAACUAAUUCACAAUACCACCUAUAAGGAGAACGUUCAGAGGGCCUCGAACAUAUUUCGCGAUCGUCCGCUGGAGCCGCGAAAAAGUGCCGUCUAUUGGAUCGAAUAUGUCAUCCGACAUCGGGGUGCUCCGCACAUGCGAUCCGCAGGCCUCGAUCUCAACUGGUUCCAAUUCUAUUUGCUGGAUGUGGUGGCUUUUGCGGGCAUCAUUGCCUUGAGUGGAAUUCUGGUCCUCUCGUUGGCUAUUAGAUUGUUAAUGCCCAGCAACAGCAACAAAAAACAGAAGAAGGCUAAGAAAAUUUUUCUGCCUAUCCUGAUCUUGAGCCUAGUGCUUCUUCAGCAACUGGAAAUGUCGGUUGGCCAUCGAAUUCUGGCCGCUUUCUUUUUUCCAGCCAGGAGCCACUUUAUGAUAACCCACGCAAUUAUACGGGAGCUGGUAAACCAAGGACAUGCAGUUACUUUCAUUACUCCGUUCUCCUUAGCUAAAGAAAAUCUGGGACCAAACUUUAAGGAGGUACUGAUUCCUCAAUACGAUUUCUGGCCAGAGACUAAGCAAUCAACCAAGACCAACAGCAUUUUGGAGAUGAGCGAUGUGCCUAGUUUUACCUUUAUUAAGCUGGUCCAACUGAUGGGUAUCCGAAGCACGGACUUUGCCUUCGAGCAGCCGGGAAUUCAGGCCAUAAUUAAUGAAAAGAAUAAGGUUGGCAAGUACGAUCUUCUGCUGGCGGAGCAGUUCUUCAACGAGGGUGCUCUGAUCCUAGGACACCUUUACCAGAUUCCCAUCAUAACGGUUUCGACCUUUGGCUAUGCCAACUACCUCAGCCAGCUUUUUGGUAUAGUGUCUCCAUGGUCGUAUGUCCCACAUGUCUUUAUGCCCUACACGGAUCGGAUGUCGCUGUGGGAGAGAAUUUCAAAUGCUGCCAUCAGUGCUGCAGAUGAUCUUAGCAGGCAGUUCUCCUACUACCCCGGUCAGGAUGCCGUCCUAAAGAAACACUUCUCCAAACUGCUCGAUAGAGUUCCGACCAUAAAGGAACUAGAGCGAAAUAUCUCUGCUAUCCUAUUGAACACCUACAUGCCAUUGGCUUCGGCUAGACCCAUGGCAUAUAAUAUGAUCCCUGUGGGUGGACUGCAUAUUCAGCUAUCGAAGGCGUUGCCGGAGGACCUUCAGAAGUUUCUGGAUGGAGCUACCCAUGGAGCUAUUUACUUCAGCUUGGGCUCCCAAGUACGCAGUGCUGAUCUCCCGCCCGAAAAGCUGAAGAUAUUCCUGGACGUCUUUGGCAGUCUGAAACAGCGUGUUCUUUGGAAGUUCGAGGAUGAAUCUCUGCCCAAUCUGCCGGCCAAUGUGAAGGUGCAGAGUUGGUUACCUCAGGCCGACAUCCUGGCGCAUCCCAAUGUCAAGGUGUUCAUUGCCCAUGGUGGACUCUUCGGAACCCAGGAAGCGGUGUACAAUGGAGUACCAAUUCUAGGAAUGCCUGUCUACAGUGAUCAGCACCACAACAUUAAUCAGGGAAAGAAAGCGGGAUAUGCUUUGGGCCUGGAUUACAGGAGUAUUACGGUGGAAGAGUUGCGAGCACUGCUUCUUGAACUGAUUGAGAAUCGUAAAUACGCAAAUAACAUAAAGAAGGCCUCAAAGGUGUUCCGCGAUCGACCCCUUGGGGCUAUGGACACGGCGAUGUACUGGAUUAACUAUGUGAUUGAGCACCAUGGAGCUCCCCAUCUGGUGGCAGCUGGCGUUGAACUUCCAUGGUAUCAAUUCUACCUCCUGGACAUUAUCGUUCUUGGAAUAGCUAUCAUUAUUUUGCCAGUGAUUGCUGUAAUCUUUAUAUGGCGAAUGAACUUUAAAACUAAGAGAGAUUAAA
This is a messenger RNA of Drosophila takahashii, 3154 nucleotides long. Its product is annotated as UDP-glycosyltransferase UGT5-like. Lineage: Eukaryota; Metazoa; Arthropoda; Insecta; Diptera; Drosophilidae. The record is from RefSeq and is a predicted model, not a curated record. Gene Ontology annotation, molecular function: UDP-glycosyltransferase activity.